GUUGUUUUCGAAAUGACAUUGUCAUUUAGAAUUAGAGUACCUGCGACUUCUGCAAAUAUCGGUCCAGGCUUCGAUGUCGUUGGUCUGUCCCUAUCUCUCUACCUUACUCUUACCGUCUCUGUCCCCCAAGUACCCCCAUCCCCCUACGUGCCCCCACUCAUCACAUAUUCCGGCGAAGGCGCCGAUGAAGUCCCCCUGGACGCUUACAAAAAUCUCACCACCCGAGUCGCGUUAUACGUCUUGCGAUGCCAUAACAUUCGCUCCUUCCCCUCAGGUAUCCAAAUCCAUGCAGACAAUGAAGUCCCUUUUGGACGGGGCCUUGGAUCCUCCGGUGCAGCAGUGAUCGCUGGUGUGCUACUUGGGAACCAACUUGGGAGUCUCAAGCUUCCAACGGAACGAUUGCUAGACUUUGCCUUGAUGGUCGAGCGGCAUCCAGACAAUGUCACAGCUGCCCUGGUGGGAGGAUUUGUCGGGUCCUAUCUAAGGGAGUUAGAUGUGGCCGCGACAGAGGCGGCCAGUGUACCAUUGAGCGAAGUCCUGCCGGAAUACCCACCUGAUGCUUCUGAAGAUUGGGGUCUGAACCCACCUGCACCACCCAGUGGCAUAGGCCACUUUGUACGAUUUGGAUGGUCAGAUAGCAUCAAGGCCGUAGCUAUUGUACCUAGAUUCGAGCUUAGCACCGCCAAGGCCAGAGAAGUUCUCCCCACUUCUUAUUCUCGCAAAGAUCUUGUCUUCAAUAUGCAGCGCCUGGCGGUUUUGACCACAGCACUGGCCCAAUCCCCGCCGGAUCCCGAGCUCAUCUACGAAGCCAUGAAGGAUAGAGUCCAUCAACCAUAUCGAAAAACUUUGAUACCCGGCCUGCCUCAAGUCACCUCAAUGAUCACCCCUUCAAGCCAUCCUGGCCUGCUAGGCAUAUGCUUGUCUGGAGCAGGUCCAACAAUCUUAGCUCUUGCGACACACGGUUUCGAAGCUAUUGCAGAAGAUGCACGAGCAAUCUUUAAAAAGACUGGCGUAGAGAUCGACUGGAAAGUAUUGACAGUCGUCGGCGGAAGCUCAGUUGAAUAAUUCGUUCGUCUAAUUUUCUCUAAUCCAUUGUAACGAGAGGUCGUGAAAAUCCGUGAAAUACAAUACUAGAUGGGUAGCAGAGACGUCUGCCAUUAUUAUGUGGGGAUGUGGGGGUAUCGAGUAUUAUGUAUCGUACGCAAUGAUUGAUGUCUAUCCUUCCUCCGGGUAU
Guyanagaster necrorhizus is the source of this 1234-nucleotide messenger RNA. Its product is annotated as homoserine kinase. NCBI's taxonomy places the organism in Eukaryota, Fungi, Basidiomycota, Agaricomycetes, Agaricales, Physalacriaceae. Gene Ontology annotation, biological process: L-threonine metabolic process. The annotation marks the transcript as partial. The record is from RefSeq and is a predicted model, not a curated record. Gene Ontology annotation, molecular function: homoserine kinase activity; ATP binding. The transcript has 3 exons.